Molecule: messenger RNA, 1915 nt
Organism: Mya arenaria
Lineage: Eukaryota; Metazoa; Mollusca; Bivalvia; Myida; Myidae
Product: DNA repair protein XRCC2-like
Exons: 3
Coding region: 55-966 (303 amino acids)
Biological process (GO): double-strand break repair via homologous recombination; DNA strand invasion
Cellular component (GO): centrosome; Rad51B-Rad51C-Rad51D-XRCC2 complex; replication fork
Molecular function (GO): four-way junction DNA binding; ATP-dependent DNA damage sensor activity; ATP binding
Source: RefSeq, a predicted model, not a curated record
UCGAAAGCAACAUCGAGGGGUUCCGAAUGAGCUUUUGACAGAUGGCGGGAAAUUAUGGCUAAAAAGGAAACUGGAAUACAGCUAUUGGCCCGUCUUGGGAGCCGGCCAUCAGUGAAGGGCCUGGAACCAGCAGUUUUUGGUAAUGGUCCACAGUGCAGGGAUGCCAUUGAAAUAUAUGGCGAGGAAGGCACAGGAAAAACUGAGUUUAUGGUUCACCUUAUUGUACGCUGUAUCCUGCCCGAGACCUGGAACAACAUUACCCUAGGUGGACAUGGAGGUGGUGUUGUUUUUAUUGACACAGAUCACAAGUUCUCCAUUCUGAGACUGGCUGGCCUCAUGGAGAGACAUGUGACCAAGGCUGCAGCCAAUAAUCAGGGAAAUAGCACAGAUGAUGUUCCAGUAGAUUCGGAAGCCAUAGAAAACCUUAUCACUCAGUGCCUUGAGAAACUAUAUGUUGUCAAGUGUACAAGUAGUACACAAUUAGUGUUUACAAUUCACAACUUGGAAAGCUUAAUUUGUAGUGAUCCUGAUAUUUCAGUGAUAAUGAUUGACUCUAUCUCAGCAUUUUAUUGGAUAGAUCGAGCUCUAGGUGGUGAGAGUGUUGCAAUUCAGGAGGCCAAUAUGCGAUUGGCUACAGAGGCCUUGUUAAGGCUUGUCAAUACCUACAGCCUUGUUCUGUUUGCUUCAAAGUCAGCUGUGUUCAAAAAGAAAGGGUCAGAUUUGGCUGAGGAUAAUGAACAGAAUGGUGAAAAGAGCAAAAGGGUUAAGUCCCUGCUGAAUGAAGACUUUGAUCUUUUCCAUGCAGAAUUCAUGUGUAAAGCUUGGCAGAGAUUUGUGAGUCACAGACUUGUGCUGGCUAAGAAUGGUGAGACCGGGAACCAGGAAGCCAGCUUUGUUGUUGGAGGGGAUUGUGUGAAGGGCAAUAGGCAGUUCAUUGUAAGUCAGUCUGGUCUACAGGUUCUAUGACAUGUUUUGUUGUCUUUGUGAAGAUUACAAUUAAUUGUACAGUGAAAUACAACCUGAUUAAAACUGCAUACUGGAUAUCAUCUUCUAGUGACCUCUCUUGUCAGCCCAAUCAUCGACCUUAUAACUGCAAUGUAUAUUUUUCACUGGGAUUCCAAAAUUGUUUCAGAGGGUGAAUAUUACAGUGUCACUCUUAUUCAAAAUUAAUACUUUAUCAUGUAUAACAAGCAUAAAUUUUGACUGAAAAACCUUCACUUACUAAAUAAUGCAUUUAUGGAAAAUAUCAAUAACUGAUAACAAGUUUAUAACUGUGUAUUUAAUAGCUGGAAGUGCAAAAGUAUUAAAUGAUUGGUGAAUAAUAAACAAUUUACUGUGGUCUACUAUUGUCUCAUAAGGUAGAAAUACCGUGUUUAAUGCUCAUUUCUUUCAAAUUAAACUCAGUUUCCUUCAUAAGAACCAUUGUUUUUGACAUAUUUUCAUCCUUUUUUUAAUAUUUUAAUAUUAAAACAAUAUUAUUCAUUGUGGUAAAUCUUGUUUGGGAGUAAUAGUGCAUCUUUAAGGGUGGACAACUUUAAAUGCAACAAAUGAAUCUCUGGGUUAUGGGUUGGAAUUGUGCUUUCCCUCUCAUUUUUAAAUAAAUUGUUUUUAACAACACUUUUAUCAGUCAAUUUGUGUAUUAUUAAUAAAAAGUGGAAUGUUGGGUCUACUUAUGUUCUUGUUUCAUUUCAAAUGAACACAGACUAGGAGUUGUACAUUAUAAACUUCGUAUCAUCUGAGCUAUAAGAGGCAAUUUACACCAUACACAAUAUAGAACACUCGAUUUAAUGUCACAUUGUAUUAUCAAUAUUGUUAAAUACUUGUUUAAAGUCAUAAUUUUGCCAAAUGAUAAAUUGUAAGUAUCAUCUAUCAGGUAAUGCAUGAUGAUGUUGUGAAAUAUAAAAAAAAAACUGGG